CAUGAGAAAGAUAGCCAGGCUGGAAGACCAGAGGAGGGCGAUGGCCGGAACAGCGCUCUCCGAGGACGAGGAGAAGCGCUGGCUCUACGAGCAGAUGGCGGCUCUGCAGCAGAAGAUCCGCCGCCUCGAAUCCGGCCAGGACGGCGGUGCCAGCGACAAUCAGGCCCUGCCGGCGUCCGAGGCGGCUACCAAGACCGGGCUGGAGCAGAUCGAUCGAGAAAUAGUGCGACUUCGUCAGCAGGUGGAUGCCAUGUCGCUGUCGUCGUCCUCGGAUGAGCAGAGCUCUGGUAGCGGUGACGGCGCCCCCCGUCUGUACCGCGCGGCGGGCCCUGGCCAGCCGGCCGGCGCUGUCUGGACCAGUGACCCGCCGGACUCCAGAACCUCCUCCCAGUCGAGCCCGGCUCAGCUGGCGGCCAGCGGCGGCGGCCGGGCCGAGCUGGUGCUCUCGCUGCUGCAGCUGCUGCGCUCGGCCGACCACCAGCUGGUCAGCAGCACGCUGCUGACCAUGACGUCCAGCACGGAGAGCUACUCGCUGCAUCAGCACCCAGUGGCGGCGGUGGUGGAGUUGGUCAAGCUGUCGUUCGACGAACAGCAGCGGAGCGCGCUCUGCCAGCUGGGCGGCCUCUACAGUCUGGCCGAGCUGGUGCAGGCCGAGCACGAGACGCACGGCCCGGCCACCGGCCACCCGGCCUGCAACACCACCCGCAGGUUCGCCAGCAUGGCGCUCACCAACCUGACGUUCGGCGACGGCACGAGCAAGGCGUUGCUGUGCGGCCAGCGCGCCUUCAUGCGCGCUCUCGUCACGCAGCUUCACUCACCCAGCGAGGAGCUUGUGCAGCUGUACCCCUGA
Messenger RNA from Pollicipes pollicipes, 850 nucleotides. Its product is annotated as adenomatous polyposis coli protein 2-like. The record is from RefSeq and is a predicted model, not a curated record. Gene Ontology annotation, molecular function: gamma-catenin binding; microtubule binding; beta-catenin binding. Gene Ontology annotation, biological process: negative regulation of canonical Wnt signaling pathway; pattern specification process; nervous system development. The coding region runs from base 2 to 850 and encodes 282 amino acids. Lineage: Eukaryota; Metazoa; Arthropoda; Thecostraca; Pollicipedomorpha; Pollicipedidae. The transcript is spliced from 8 exons. Gene Ontology annotation, cellular component: cytoplasmic microtubule; beta-catenin destruction complex; catenin complex.